AUUUGAAGAAGGAAAAUUCAAUCGAAUUAAGCCAACAACCGCAACCACCGCGCGAAGAUUCGAGAGUCGGAGGAGGAGGAGGAGUCAGCUAUGUCGCAGGGCAGUGGAAGUGGCGUCGUCGUCGGCGGUGGUGGUGGAGGUGAUGGGGGGCUGGAGUUUCAGCUGCCGGACGAGAUCUUAUCGGUUAUACCGAGCGACCCGUACGACCAGCUGGAUCUGGCGCGGAAGAUUACGUCCAUGGCCAUAGCGUCUAGGGUUUCGAAGCUGGAGUCUGAGAUGGGGAAAAUGAGGCAGAAGCUCCAGGACAAAGAUAGGGUUGUGUUUGAGCUGGAGGAAAGGGUUUCCCGCCUCCAGCACGCCAACCACGAGGCUGAGUCUCGCCUGAGAAUUGCCCUGGAUGAGAAUUUGAAGGUUUCCAAGGAACGAGAUUCAUUGGCAUUGACUACAAAAAAGCUCAGCCGUGAUUUAGCAAAGUUGGAGACAUUUAAGAGACAACUAAUGCAGUCACUGAAUGAAGAUAACGGAUCCCCAGCUGAAACUGUUGAUAUUGGCACAGUUCCUAAGGCAUAUCCUGAAAAGGAUGAGGACACAAAUGUCUACACUGGACAAUAUUCCUCAAGCAGUUCCACAGAUAAGGGAGCAACUGAUGAAGCCUUGAAGAAUUCUGGUCAAGGAUUUUCUAUGACUCCAUAUAUCACUCCGCGGCUUACUCCAACUGGAACUCCAAAGAUUAUUUCCACAAGUGGGUCACCUAGAGGGUAUUCUGCCAUUUCUUCUCCUCAGCAAUCCUCUGGUGCCACAUCACCCCAAAAACCCGCCUAUAAAGAACGGAGUUCAUUUUCUUCAUGGUACUCGUCAAGCCAGCAGUCAUCAGCAGCAAACUCUCCACCUCGUGGACGUUCACAUUCAGGGCGCACUCCUAGAAUUGACGGAAAAGAGUUCUUUCGUCAAGCCAGGAGCCGUCUAUCAUAUGAGCAGUUCAGUGCAUUUCUGGCUAACAUCAAGGAACUAAAUGCUCAUAAGCAAACCAGAGAGGAAACUUUAAGGAAAGCGGAAGAAAUAUUCGGGACUGAUAACAAAGAUCUUUAUUUAUCAUUCCAAGGACUGCUUAACCGCAAUAUACACUAGCAUUUACAAUACAGUUGCUUGGUACUGAUAAUAAUUGGUUGUGCAAAAGUUGUUCGCAGAUUCCUUUGUUAGGCUGUGGGUUGAGCUUGUUCUUGGCUACGUUGCUCCUUUGGAUGGAAGGUCCAUGGGUUGUCCUCUGAGGCAUAUCAAUUUUUGAGAUGUAAUCAACAUCGAGUUGAGUUCCAGCAAACUAGAGUAAGGUUUUGUAGGCUUGAGAAUGUCAUGGAAUGCAGGUAUGCUAUGUAAAUAAUUGCUUUAUCGUUCAGACUAUACCUGCUUGUUCAUUUGAAACAGAACUAAUUGGCAUUACCAUUUUGCGGUUGUCAUUUGUUGACUUUGGAUGUAAAGUUGGAGCCCUCUUUAUUAGAUUGAAAAUUGCAAUA
Molecule: messenger RNA, 1511 nt
Organism: Pyrus x bretschneideri (Chinese white pear)
Lineage: Eukaryota; Viridiplantae; Streptophyta; Magnoliopsida; Rosales; Rosaceae
Exons: 10
Coding region: 91-1128 (345 amino acids)
Source: RefSeq, a predicted model, not a curated record